This is a messenger RNA of Xenia sp. Carnegie-2017, 1765 nucleotides long. RefSeq lists its product as uncharacterized. The record is from RefSeq and is a predicted model, not a curated record. NCBI's taxonomy places the organism in Eukaryota, Metazoa, Cnidaria, Anthozoa, Malacalcyonacea, Xeniidae. The transcript is spliced from 2 exons. The coding region runs from base 287 to 1252 and encodes 321 amino acids.
UCAUAUACAAUACGGUUUUUAACACAAAAAUGAUUUUUAAAGGCAUUUUUUUAAUAUUUUAUAACACAUACCAGAAUAUUCUAAUUGGUUACCAUGGAAACCAGUUUAAAUUUUUUUAAAAAACACACCUCAAAGUUAGUGUAGUGGUUGAAAAGUUCAAAUUAUGGGUAUUAGUACAGAGAACUGGUAUCUAGCUUGAAUAAUAUGCCUGGCUGCUAAGCUAAUUUCGAAAUUCAAGUGCGUAGAAAGCAAAAGAAAGACGUUUACUUUUUAUGUUCGUGCGAUCAUGCCUCCUAAAAGAAAAUUUGUUAGAAAUGCUAGGAAAAAACGUCGAUUUCAUGGAAAUCGCUUUCUAAAAGUUGAAAGUUGUGAUGUUGAUGAGAUAAGGGAAGAAAAUAAUGAAGAAAUAACGACCUCUCAAAACCAAUCACAACACGUGUCUUCCUCCGAAUUUUCUUCAAUACCUGCCUCUAAGAGAAAGUUGUCAACAGAUACAUCUAGCGAUGAUGAUAGUGAAUGUUACAGUGGAUUUCGCUUAGUGGAUAUAACAAUUUUGAUGGCAAUUAUAAAAAAUCUCUUGUGUCCCCAGUGUAAGUCAGGACAUGUGGUUUUGAAAGAAAAUGCUGUGGCCAAAAUGGGACUUUCAUCCUCAAUGUCUGUCCAAUGUUCUCUGCCAAAGUGCUCUUAUUUCCAAAAUUUUUACACUUCAAAGCGCGUUGAUAACACUUCAAAAGCUUUCGAAGUAAACAGGAGGGCUGUAUUGUCUAUGAGAAAUAUUGGAAUUGGCCAUCAGGGAUUGGUGAAGUUUUGUAACAUUAUGAAUAUGUUGCCACCUAUGAAUGUCAAUUCCUAUACUGAUCAUAUCCAAGCAAUCCAUGCAGCUGCUAAACAUGUAGCUAAUGAUAGUAUGGAGAGAGCAGCACAAGGCGUGAAGGAGUUUUAUGACUCUGAAGAUGAUGGCAUUUGUGAUGUUGGUAUUUCUGCGGAUGGAACUUGGAGACGGAGACUAACAUCUGCUUUUGCUGAGUUGAUAUACAGUUGCAAAAUUGAUAAUCUAGUUACGCAACCAAAGUACAUAAUUGUCCUCUUCUGUGCAAAUUCUCGAAAAGUACAAUACGCUGACUUGCAUAACCUACUCGUGCAUUUUACAUACAUUUACUUUACCCUUUGUCUCCCAGCAUUGCUGUUAUGGAAACAUGAAGAAACCAUCCAAAAAUCAAAGAAGCAAAAAACUUGGGAAGUAAAUGUUUAAAUCCUCCCUCUUUGCACGUUCUUGAAAAGGUGACAAGUCUACACAAAAGUAGAGAGCUAGACCGCACAAGUUCCGGGAUUGUGACCGGCAUAUCCGUGUUUGUUGAAAGGAAACUUACUUUAUUUUAUUCUCGAUGAAUCUUCUAUAUUCUAGCGACUUUGAGACCUAUUCAAUUGAUACCUCGAAAAAAUUUUUCUGCACGGACAUCCCAGCCGGUAAAUAACAUAUAUUCUAACAAAACAUCUAUUGUUUUUCAAUGCACUAAUUUCACAAUGACAUAGCUGAUGACAGAGUCAGAGAGCAGUAUUGCUGGGUUGGCCAUAGCACUGGUGAAACAUUUCAUGAAACAGUUCAUUUCAAUGAUUGUCUCUGGUUACUGUUUUGCAUAAACUGUAUAUUACUGUAAUAGUACGUUUGCUUGUGCAGGAAAAGAAAUCGAAUACUGUAAGAAACGUAACUAUAAAUCUCAUCACUGACAGCUUGUUUUAAUACAUAAACCUCAUAAAUUGACAA